UGAAUACCUUCUAUGUAUUGAUCCUGUAGGAGGUAACUGGAGAACAAGCCGAUGAUGAAACCAAGAAAACACAGAAAGCUUUAGAAGAGAUGAAAGAGAAAGUCAACUCAUUAGAAUCAGAUUUAGCUGUGUCUGAAGCAGAGAAUGAAGACAUGGUCAGGCAGUUGGAAGAAAGCAAAGGACUGUAUCUAAUAUUAGAGAAGAAAUACCACAUUGCAAAAAAUAAAGUGAAGGAACUUGAAGACAGAGAGCAAGCAAAUUCUGUGACUGCUGAGAGAUCUGCAAUUGAAAUAAAGUUACUACAAGAUAAGGUCAAAGAACUGGAGACCCAGUUGAAAAUGGUUCAACAGCAAAAGUCAGAAAAGGAAAGAGAAGUGAAAAAAGAGGAAGCAAUAUCAACUCCAGUGCAAAUUGAAGAACAGAAUUCUAUGCCUGAUGGCAAAUGGAGAGAGGAAGUUCAGGAGGAAAUUGUAGAAAAUGGACUGGCUUUUGAAGUAGAGCAGGCUUUGUCAAACUUCCAACUUAGUUGGGAUUCAGCUGGAAAAAAAGAUGUCACAGAGCCCGAUUUGGAGAGCUCAUCAAAAGAUGAUGUGGAUCUAAACAGCAUCCCAGCCACAAAAACACUUAGUAAUGAACAUCUUUUGGAGAAAAAAAGACUCGCUGAAGCGCAGCAGAAGAAAUAUAAACCAACUCGUGCAAGCUGGGGAAAGUCGCUGGAUGAUGAUGCUUAUGACAUGUUUGGAGGUAAUGAAGUGUCUGACGUGGAGGACGCUGCUUCUCAGAGUACCUCCAUGGAAAACGAGUCCCCUAGGGCUCCCCCUAAGGGACCAGGAUUCGUCCUUCCAGGUUUGCCUGUCGGAGGAUUCAAACUGAGAUCCACAGGGAAAAACUUGUACGAUGAAUCAGCUGCUAAGGGAAGUGAGUCACCUCCCCAAGAGACGCGAGCCAGCUUCCCUUUGUCGCACAAGGAGGAGACGCGGAACAUCGUGGUGGAGAAUCUCCUGGAGAAGCAGCUGUCUAAGGCUGAUGUGAAGGUGACAUCUUUGCCGACUACUGCGCUUGACCGAGCGGACAGAGAGGCGCGUCGUGCGGUGGAUGAUCAGGAGUCGGAGUGUUUUUCAGGGUCCACUAAUUCUUUGGAUGAGAUUGAAGAAGCUGCGAGAAGGAUUGACUCCGACUUGGCCUCUUCCCAGGCCUCCUCUCGAGGUUCGUCUCCAUUCCUCCCUCCUGCCAUGCCCUUGUUACAAGUGAAGAGUGUUCCCGUGAUGGAAAGCUAUAAUGAAGCCGCCAUUGAUGUUCCCCCGGAACUGCUUGCAGCCAGCGGUCAGCGAGACUUCGAUCAACGAUCUGUAGGCACAGGGUCAAACGUUGACGGGCAUUCUUCUCUUAGUCCAGGGUCAGACUUAAAUUCAUCGGGAAAUUCACAGCUGAUUUCAGACUGGGACACAGAUCAGGUGUAUGCGUGGUUAAUCCAAAAUGAGUUGGACGAGUAUGCCGAUGAGUUCACUGCUAAAAAGAUUGAUGGAAAACAACUAUUAAACUUAGAUGGAUCCAGACUCAAGGCAAUGGGAGUGAGUCAGAACCACAGAGCUGUCAUCAAAAAGAGGAUCAAAGAGCUUAAGGCUGAGAUGGAACGAGAACAGAAAGCGAGAAAACAGAGAGAAAAAGAACAGAGAACUGGCAAAAAGGAAGGAAAGUUGGAAAAAAUGGGAUUCAUGAAAAAGAAAGGAGUUUAUAAUAUCAACUAAUUUCUGCAACGCGGCGUGAGAUGCUGCCUGGCAGGUUUUUCGGCUUUUAAAAGGCAAACACUCCUGAAGAAGUAGAGACCGCUAGCCUAACAACCGUCGUUUGCUCGUAAAAACUUCGGAAAUAUUCGGCAUCGUCGGGCUUUGUGCGCAAUUGGAACGCGCUUGUGGUACUUCACGUUCGUCGUUUACAGUGUAUUAUAGGUAAUUUUGUAAAAAAAAAGAACAAAAAGUAUAAAAGAGAUAAAAGCGAUUAAAAAGAAUACAGCAAUGAAAUAUUAACAUGAAUUACAACUUGAAUUAGCAAAUCGUCCUUUGAAAAUUGUGCAAAUCUGAAAAGUUAAUUUAAUUCAACGUUUCAAAACGAAUUGAAAUUCAAUUGUAAAAGAGAUUUUUUUUACAAUGAGUUAUCCACCGUGCCACGCCCUAAAAAAUGUUCAAUUUUUGUGCCAGUUAAUCACAGACGUUCUAAUUUCUACCUGAUAAAAUAUUGUAUCAGUGUCAGUAUCUUAGCUGCUACACACCUACCCCUCCCUUAAUCCAGUGUUAACCUUAACUUGUUAUCAGUUGACUGUGGUUAGUUUAGGGGAAGGGUAGGUGCGUAUUUGUGCAGAAACUGACAUUGAUCCAAAAUAUUUGUAGUACCUCUGUUACUUUCAAGAACAAGUGAAAUUCGUUGAUUUAAGAGAUAAAGGAAAAACAAAUUCUUGUGUAUUUUCUAACUGAUAAAUUCCUACCAUCAGAAUUAUACUUUGUUAAUAUUUCCUGCAUUUUUAUUCCAAUUUACAGUCAGUGGUUUUUUUUUUUACAACAUCGCAAAAUGUUAAUUUUUUUUUUGUCGAAUUGGUGAAAUGAUCAAACAGGCUUAUACUGAGAUGUGAAUUAGUGUUGAGCAGUAAUCAUUGGUGUAAAUUAAAUGGGUUAAUGGAUUUAAAUUUGUGACCUAGAAUGUUAUUUGACGUACUUUCUACGUGGUAAACUAUAGAGCUGAAAUUAUUUGAUAAAUAAAUAAAGCUGAAGAUUUUUUUUUAAA
Molecule: messenger RNA, 2778 nt
Organism: Pocillopora damicornis (cauliflower coral)
Lineage: Eukaryota; Metazoa; Cnidaria; Anthozoa; Scleractinia; Pocilloporidae
Biological process (GO): neuron projection development; calcium-mediated signaling; actin filament organization
Cellular component (GO): postsynaptic density; cytoplasm; actin cytoskeleton
Molecular function (GO): actin filament binding
Source: RefSeq, a predicted model, not a curated record